AUGUCAGCAGAAAUCACUAAAUAUCAAUAUUAUCCCAAUUUCGUUCAUAUCACAGCACUGUCUCUGGGUUCUAAAAAGAAAAGCUCUCAAUAUCUUAUUUUUCUCUGCCACAGAGAGAGAGAGAGAGAGAGAGAGAGAGAGAGAGAGAGAGAGAGAGAGAGAGAGAGAGAGAGAGAGAGAGAGAGAGAGAGAGCUAAAGGGGUUUCGAGUGAAGAUGAAGGAGGGAAAGCAAUAGAGACGUCACAGCCGACGGUGGCUCCUCCGGCGAAGCACAGCCGACAGCUAGGAGCUCAGCUGUCGGGAAGCAUGAGUUUCAGCAGACAAAUGUCGAAUGAAGACGAGGAGAUGUCGAGGACGGCUUUGUCUGCUAUCAGGGCGAAAGAAGAGGAGAUCGAGAAGAAUAAGAUGGAGAUUAGGGAAAGGGUUCAAGCUCAGCUUGGUCGUGUCGAAGAGGAGACUAAGCGCCUCGCUUUGAUCCGUGAGGAACUUGAAGGUUUAGCUGAACCCAUGAGGAAAGAAGUUGCUUUGGCCAGGAAGAAGAUUGAUUCUGUCAACAAAGAGUUAAAGCCUUUGGGUCAUACUGUUCAGAAAAAGGAACGAGAGUACAAAGAAGCUCUUGAAGCAUUCAACGAAAAGAACAGGGAGAAGGUGCAGCUAAUCACCAAGCUUACGGAGACUCGAGAAUAAUAAAUAAGAUUCAGUGAGAAAGGUGAAUCAGGCCAACAUGCAUGACGGCACAUCCAGAAAGUAAUUUACCUUCUUGAUACCAGCAAUCACAUGCAGCGGAACAAAACCAUGAUCAUCCAUGUGCCCACGAAGUUUUACGUUUAGAGGAAGAUCUUGGACUUGGUAAAAGACUGGACCAGGUGAGAGAGGGCUGAUGAAAGGCAUACGGGGAUAAUAUGGAGAUGCCAAUUCUGAAAUGAAAGACGCAUUAGAAAAAAAAAAAGAGUUCCAAAACGUGAUCUUUCAAUGUAUCUCACUAGGAGGAAAGGGCACAUGCCCGCCAAAAGGCUGAAUAGGCUGAGCUGCCAUAAACUGAGGAGGAAUUGACUGCAUAGUUGGAGGUUGAUGUCUCACAAAUGCUGGGGCGCCUCUUUGUGAAUGUGCAUUUCCAUCUCUCCCACUAAAGCUUCUGCAAAAAUUCCAGUUUUGAUUCCCUUGCUCCUGGCUGCGCCUGCCACCAUGACUUUGGUGGUGGUGGUGGUGGUGGUUACCAUUUUGGUUCCUGUGCGAGUGCCGUGGUGAAAAGUUGUCACUACAACCACCAUGGGUUUGUGAUGCAGAGCCAUUCCUCUGGUUUUGGCCUCUAGGAGAAGGGUUGUGCGAAGGUGUUUCGACAAGUGGAUCUUGAGAAACAGUACCAUUAGCAGCGGAUCCAGAAGAGCUAUAGUAAUUUUUAAAAAAAUUUAUAAAAUAAAAAAAAUUUAAUAUAAAAUAAUUUUACUGUUGACUUACUAUUCUAAUAUUUCAAUUUGAAUAUUCUCUUUGUUUUAUAAUAUAAUGGUUUAAAAGUAUUUUUUGUUACACUAUAUAAAUUGUUUUUAUAUUUCAAUGUAACUUUAUAUUUAUUAUAUAUUGCGUGGCCAAUUAAAUUAUGUAAAUUACUGUAUAAUUGUUUAAAUUUAAAUAUUAAAUGACAGUUUUCUAAAGAAAUAACUUUUAAAUAUUACAGAUUUUAAUUAAAAUUGAUUACAUUUUGAAGCAGAUGGAGUAAUCUAUAAACUAACUCUAUAUAUAUACCUUGAAUUUCUCUCAUUAUGUGCAUUCCUAACUCGAAUGAGAUAAUCAACAUCUAAUAUUAUGUUACUCUCAGUAUAUUAGAAAUGAUCGAACCGUAAACCAAUUAAGGAUGAUGUAAGGAAGACAUAAAUAUGUAUUUCCAGUUAUCAUAAAAUAUAGAAUCAAUUGACAGCAACUUAAUUAUGUUCAGCGUAGAACAACAGAGAAGAGUUUCCAUAAUUUCUAAUAUUAUAAUAUCUCACUAUUUUAAGCUUUUCUCUA
Brassica rapa (field mustard) is the source of this 2004-nucleotide messenger RNA. Its product is annotated as RNA-binding protein 25-like. Lineage: Eukaryota; Viridiplantae; Streptophyta; Magnoliopsida; Brassicales; Brassicaceae. The record is from RefSeq and is a predicted model, not a curated record.